CUCAGCUCACCGCGCAGGACUCCCACGCCGAGCGAGAGCAAGAGCAAGCUAGCUGCUCCCUCUGAGCGAGCAAGGGCGGCGUCGGAGCCUCCAAUGGCGCGGCCACAGCAACGGUAUCGCGGCGUGCGGCAGCGCCACUGGGGCUCCUGGGUCUCGGAGAUCCGCCACCCCCUCCUGAAGACGAGGAUCUGGCUGGGCACCUUCGAGACGGCGGAGGACGCGGCGCGCGCCUACGACGAGGCGGCGCGCAUCAUGUGCGGCCCGCGCGUGCGCACCAACUUCCCGCAGGACGCCGCCGCCGCCGACGGGCACGCCCACAACCAUGCCGCGUCGUCGUCGUUCCUCUCCCCCGCGCUCGUCGCCAAGCUCCACCGCUUCAACCUCGCGUCCGUGCAGGCCGCGCAGGCGCGCGGCGGCAAGGCCGACGCCGCCUCCCCCGCAGCCCCGGCGCCCGCCGCCGUGCUCCCGCGCGUCGCGGCCGUGCCCGCCCGCAAUGCCGGCAUGGGGAUGGUCGCGCCCACGCCGUCAUCGGCGGCGGCGGACUGGAGCGGCGGGUUCCUCGAGGAGCAGUACGUGGACCAGAUGAUCGAGGAGCUGCUCGACUCCAACUUCUCCAUGGAGAUCUCCUACUAGCUAGCUCCGCACGACGCGGCGUCGUCGCCUACUUCCUCUGCCUCCUCUGCUCUGCUUCCAUUUCUCUGUUUCGUUUCGUCAGGUAGUGAGUUAGUGAGCUGGUAGUAUCGAUCAUUAGCCAUGCCAGGAAGAACUCGAGGUUACUUUGGUCAGACGAGUUCUUGAGCAUCCUGCAGGCUGCAGCCUGUUGUGUAUACGGUAGCAUCGUCAGAGCAUAAAAAAAAAGUUGGACUGGACUCUA
Molecule: messenger RNA, 874 nt
Organism: Setaria italica (foxtail millet)
Lineage: Eukaryota; Viridiplantae; Streptophyta; Magnoliopsida; Poales; Poaceae
Product: ethylene-responsive transcription factor ERF003
Exons: 2
Coding region: 94-633 (179 amino acids)
Biological process (GO): regulation of DNA-templated transcription
Molecular function (GO): DNA-binding transcription factor activity; DNA binding
Source: RefSeq, a predicted model, not a curated record